Hyla sarda is the source of this 2346-nucleotide messenger RNA. It is a transcript of the gene NKPD1, whose product is annotated as NTPase KAP family P-loop domain containing 1. The transcript is spliced from 3 exons. Bases 56 to 2248 code for a protein of 730 amino acids. Lineage: Eukaryota; Metazoa; Chordata; Amphibia; Anura; Hylidae. The record is from RefSeq and is a predicted model, not a curated record.
UAUGAAUUUAUCCAUGAAUUGAGGAUAAUGCUGUUUUUUAGAAUUCUGGGACAAAAUGGCAACAAAAGGAAAAGCGACAGAAGAUGACAUCUAUUGUGCUUGCCUGUCAAAAGCAUUAUGUCAGGUGGCCACCCCAGUUACUGUUGGAUUAUAUGCCCCAUUCGGGGGCAGGGUGUACAUGCUACUGGAUCGCAUAACAAAAUGUAUGCGGGAGGAAGCAUUACGUAUAACAGAAAAGGAAGAAAAAGAUUUACAGAAGAAAACAGUGAAACCUACCGGAUGUGGCUUCCUACAUCUACUGUGGCGUCUUCUUUUCUACUGCCCUAUAGAAACUGAGCGUCAUCUAGAACGCAAAAGCAUUCAGUUCAUAUUCGUGCACUUCAGUGCCUGGCAGUAUGCAGGCAGUGACCGGCUGUGGGCUGGCAUGGUCACCACACUCUGUGAGGAAAUAAGGAGACACUUCGGAGUUGUUGCACUCUGUUUAUUUAACGUCUUGGGUUCCAAACCUAAAAGGGAUCUAGAAUCUGAUGUCAAAGAGUGGACCUUCAGAAAGACCUUCUGCAUUUUACUGGCAGUCAUCAUUGUUUUACUUGUUGUGGGGUUGCUCCUACUAGUUGUACCAAUCAACUCUAACAGCCAAGGAGGGGAAGAAAGAGUCUCCACUGUUUUUGGAAGUUUGGCAACAGCUGUGGCUGGAUCGGGCAUAGCCAUGACACUAUAUAAGCUGUGCAAGAGCGUCCUUAUUAGCCAAAAACAUAAGAUCGAGCGACUUGUCAACAGCCAGAAGUUUAGUUCUCAGAUGGGUUUCAUGAAUGAGGUGAAAAAAGAAGUCGAAUUGAUAACACAAAUGGUUCAGUUCUUUGAAAUUUUCCAAAAGCAGAAAAUCCGAGUGGUUUUGCAGAUCACUAGUUUGGAACUUUGUGCACCCGACAAAGUGGUUGGAGUACUGGAUGCAAUGAACACCUUACUGUCCGACCGGAGAUCUCCAUUUAUUUCUAUACUGGUAGUUGACCCCAACAUCAUUGUCACAUGCUUGGAAAACGCAAGUUCUCUAAAAGGUAUGGCAGACAACGGCUACAUGUUUCUCAAUCGUACAGUAACCCUGCCUUUCUCUGUACCGACACUUGGCAAGAAAACCAAGCUUCAACUUCUAAAGAAGGCUGUACAGAGGACUGAGGAUCUCAUCGACUGGCCCUGCAGGAAUGAUGCGAAUCGUGGCACCAAGACGGGCAUUACAGUACCCAUGAAGCUGAUCAAAGAAGAGCUUACGGAAGACGAUGAACCAGAGGUGAACCUGCCACCAUAUCAACCAGCUUACUGCAUUCAGGAGACAUUUUAUGCCCUUUGUAGUGAGCGUGAAGUUCUGCAUGAAUACAUUCCGGACAGCAUAUGUCAAAUGAAACGAAUCGUGAAUGCUAUCCCUGUUAUGGUCCACUUGAUGAUGCUAAGCAAAAUACCAUGGGGCACCAUGCCUUCUAAGUCCAUAGCAGCUUGGGUUCUUCUCUGCAACCAGUGGCCUUGUAGACUAAGCUGGAUCCUUCAAUGUCUGGAGGAUGAAGAACAACAAGGAUAUAAUGAAGGAUUCAACAACUGUCUGCUCUGGGAAAUGUUUAAGAAGAACAGCAAGGAACUUUUUACUUUAAAAACUGGGCUGAAGAAUCUUUUGGACUUAGAUGGAGAUCCAGAGAUCUUUCAAAAGUUUCUCUCUCAAGACUUUCCUUUCACGGUUGAGGAAUCCAGGAGAAUGAUGAAGUGUACGAUUAAUCUGGAUUAUUCUAUUAAACACAAGAUGGGUCUUCACCGUGGAAUUAACAACCUUCAAAAUGACUGGAAAACGACAACUGUAGUAAAUAAGACUGAGAAAAUAGAAACCUUGUAUAUCAAUAACACAAUAAUCAAGGACAUGGUUGACGUGCAGGUUACUCAGUGUAAUAAAGACUUUGGGAAAGAGAACAAUGAGGAAAGGACUCAGUGUGAGAAAGAGGUAUAUUGUAGAGCUGAGGUACAUCAGGAGAAAGAAGAUGGUAUAACUGGAAUAAUGCAGGACAACAAGAGUGAGGAGCAAUCCAGAGGACACACGUUUUGUGAGCAGAAUAUGGUAAAAGAAGACUUGGGGAAUAAUGAUACGAGUGAAAUUGACAGCUUUAUUAGAAAGGACUCAUAUGACGAAGAAAUGUUAUGGCAAUACAAUAAAGCCUACGGAAUGCAAACAAAAGAGCAAUAUAGAGAACGGGAAACUUUACUGUAAUGAGUAUCUUUUGGGCCCUUCUGUCUAAGUAAAGUUAUUUCUCCUAAUUGUCUUGUAGGAGAAGAAGUAGUAACAUUGGCUAUAUUGUGGGAGUAGCA